Bacillus rossius redtenbacheri is the source of this 2183-nucleotide messenger RNA. RefSeq lists its product as uncharacterized. NCBI's taxonomy places the organism in Eukaryota, Metazoa, Arthropoda, Insecta, Phasmatodea, Bacillidae. The coding region runs from base 1647 to 1874 and encodes 75 amino acids. The transcript has 3 exons. The record is from RefSeq and is a predicted model, not a curated record.
CAACGUUGUAACAACGUUAUAAAUUUGUGUAUGUAGAUUCGUUACGAGUGGAAACGUUGCAACAACGUUGUCGAUUCUUAUGUUGCCAACUUCAACAAUUCAACGUUGGAUCAACGUUUCUGCAACCAAGUGUGUUAUGUGGGUAUUGACAACGUGUGUCAAAAUAUGUAACAUAACUGCUCUACAUGUAUAGUACAUAACAUAAUGGGAUGCCUAAAUUAAAUAAAUAAUGUCUUCUUCAAAUAUAGUAGGCCUACUUGUAAAGUAAUUGGCAUUUACUUUAAAAUCAUUUUAGGUAAGACAACAGAGGAUGCAGGCACGACAAUAGUAGUGUCGGGGGGCUGUAAGAAGAGGUACCCAGGGGAAAAAAAAAUGGAAUAGGAUUAGAGUAGAGGACGUGAAAGGUUUUUUAAUUGUAGGGUUACGAAGUGUUACUAAAAUGUAAUAUUUAGUGGUAGUUAAAAUAGGUCUCUUUAAUGUUUGCGUUGGAGUAAGCAUUAACAAUGGAAUACCUGCUACAUGUACUGUUUCACAGCCGCAUUUGUGAUUCUCAAACCCACAGCAGUGCUGUGUGACAAUAAUAACACUGCAGAACAUAGAGGAUUUUUUUUUGGAAGUUGAUAACGUUAGGGGGAGGGGGGGAUUAAAACUAGAACAUGUGUAUUAAAAAAAAUUGGUUGUCUGUAAAGUCGGUUUACGGACGAUAGUUUAACGUGACGUCAUAACAAAACUGAUGAAAUGAUUGCAUACUUUUAUGAAUAAAAUUGAAUCAUUUUUUAUUUGCACUCAUUAAUUCAAAUAUGUUUAUUACUUUAACGAAGAGGUUAUUUUAACUAUAACUUUUAUACGUGUUUGCUAUUUAACUUCUUCCAAUCUGUGUUAUUCUGUUAAGGAUAGGACGAUGAUAGGUAAAGUAGGAAACGAAUGGGAGUGUUUCAAGUUUAAUGUGCCUCGAAAAAGUCGAAUCGAUGGUUGUUCCAAUCGAGUGGAAGAGAGAUAGAUGCGGCGCAAACGUGCAAUGAGCGUAACGGGACAAUGUGCGUUACGGGACACUUUUUCGUGCGUGCAGCCGGCGUUAAUCGAUUUAUUAGACGUCACCUCAAAAAAACUUUACAUUUCUAUUGACACGUGGCCUACGGUAAUUUCUUCUCACGCAGCACUGAUAUUUUGUAAAUAUUUUUUUGAGACUUCAGGGGAAGGAAGGCUGUAUACCCAAAGCGGCGUGCGCCCCUGCAGAAGAAGCAUGCGGCACAUUAUUUGCGCUUCUGUACUGUCGGCUAUUCGGCUGGAGCUUGAGGCCUCUCCCCCUCCUAACACAUUGUGUUUGCCACGCCCUCCCACACUCCGAUGUCACGGGUAUCAGAAGUAUCUGAAGCACGUGCUUGAGGGCCGUGGUGCAACGCGGAGCUUGUGACCAUGACGCGGCCACACAACUUCCCCCUCCGUCCAUCGACAUCCAGCUCUGUUACCGCGGCGGUUACGUAACGUGACGUCGACCGGCUCCCCCACGCGCUUAGCGGCCGGACAAACCUGUUCCAACGACACAGAACCCAUUCCUCUUCCAGACGCCGACGGCACCUGACUGGAACCGCACCUGAGAAACCGCGUCCACGAUCAAUUCCGCCUGAAACUUCUGCGACUUCAUCAUGGCAUCGGCAUCCGACUUCUUCAACAGCUUGUUCUGGCUGCUGAUCCUCGUCUUCCUGUCCUGGUGGGUGGCGUCCUUCUGCUUCGUGCCGUACGUGAUCGUGAGCAUCUUCACCCCGUGCGUCAGCGGCCUCAAGCCCCUGGAGGAGAUCCUGCUGGCCGGCGUCACCUUCCCGGCCAAGUGCUCCGACAACUUCGUGAACCGCCGCUCCUACAACUCCAUAUAGUCGUCGUCCCCUUCCCUCCCCCCGGAAACAGCCCGGAAGCAACGGACGCCGCCGGCGAGCGAGACGCGGCCGCACCUUCCGUAAGGAGACUUCCGUCCGUCGAGGGACGCGCAAGAGAUGUUCAAGUCUCACUGGCUGCAGGAAACGAAAAGAACCGAACUCGGGGAAACCACAGCCGAACGUGAAGACGCAUCGCCAAAAUGAACACUAAUCAUGUAAUCAUUCUAUUUCAUGUCCUCGUAACGUAAGAAACAAUCCAUGUUUAUACUGUACAAUUUGCUAAUAUAAAAAAAAAAACUUUGUUAAGAA